AUGAAGAAGAACGUGCUGGAGUUCAAUGACGUCAACGCUUCGGUCGUCGAUCGCUUCGACGAGCUCUUGGGGCGGGGAGUAUCCCUGCAACUCAUCAGCUCCGUUCAUGGCGACCCUCGUAAGUCUUUCCUUUGGAAAAAUAACUUCUGUCUUAGUUACUUGCUUUUUGGUUUGCUUUUCUCCCCCACAUUUGGUGGGUUUUUUUAG
Messenger RNA from Linum tenue, 207 nucleotides. The record is from the annotation of a GenBank genome assembly. Lineage: Eukaryota; Viridiplantae; Streptophyta; Magnoliopsida; Malpighiales; Linaceae.